Protopolystoma xenopodis is the source of this 573-nucleotide messenger RNA. The record is from the annotation of a GenBank genome assembly. Lineage: Eukaryota; Metazoa; Platyhelminthes; Monogenea; Polystomatidea; Polystomatidae.
AUGAGAAGAGCACAUGUCUGCCUUAUUAUUCGAUUAAGUGCAAAAUUAUUUAAUUUACAGUCGGUUGAUCGGAAUGAGAUCUUUCUUCUUGAUAACGGUGAGCUACUCCUUCUUCUUGUCGGAUGUGGACCCGAUGUACCAUCGACAGCUGCUCAGCCACAAUCCUCCACCGUGCUUCAAGCUCUUCUUGGAAUCCGCUCCCCUUCAGAUCUGCCGCCUAAAGGUGGGCCAAUUGGUUUGCCCUGCCGCCCGGCCUUGCUGGCUGCAUCUACUUAUGAUGGAGGUGGAACCAAUAUCAGCGACGCCAGCCCUUUAAUUAAACUAGGCGAUAGCCAGGUGAUUGAUAGCAGACCUACUAGUCACUUAGAUCAAAUAUCAAGACGUCGGCUACACAGCCUAGUUGAUUUGUUACAACGCCGCCGGCCUAUUUCCAACUGCCUCGUAUGUAUGCGACACGAUGCUCCAAUGGGACUUCGCACUCGUUUCUUGUCUGCCUUAGUUGAAGAUAAAACGGAAGCAGCGCCUUCAUAUAGAGAAUUCCUGCAAAUGAUACGUCGUACAUUAAAACUAUAA